AUGCGUGUAGUGGAGGAGCUAAGCCGCCUGCAGCACACAGUGGAGCUCCAGCAGGCCCAUCUAGAGAAACUACUGAACGAACGGCAAUUACUUCGCAUCUCAACAGACACAAAACGAGCCGCCGCCCGUCAACACACCGCACAGGCACAGGAAGAAGUACGGCGAUUAGAGUCUAUCAUCGCAACACUCACUCAACAACAACAAUAUCAAUAUCAUCCAUUAUCAUCACCGUUAUCAUCCCCUUCGCAGGGUCUUCGCUCUUCGACUGUGAAGGCUGAGCGGAUGGGGGCGUGUUUGAAUGAAAUGGAGAAAUACGCUGAGGAUUUGGUGGUAUUGCGAGAACGUCGGCAGAAACUCGAAGGUUUACUCCGCCGUGCUGUGGCGAUGUACCCGCAGUAUGAUAUUCAGAGUCACUUUGAUAAACAGAGAGAAGUGGACCGUAUGGCAUUAGCUCGAAUAACGAGAGGUUUAUAA
This is a messenger RNA of Trypanosoma theileri, 474 nucleotides long. RefSeq lists its product as uncharacterized. Bases 1 to 474 code for a protein of 157 amino acids. The record is from RefSeq and is a predicted model, not a curated record. NCBI's taxonomy places the organism in Eukaryota, Euglenozoa, Kinetoplastea, Trypanosomatida, Trypanosomatidae. The transcript has a single exon.